CAUUUUAAAGUAGACAUGAAGAGAUUCAGUUCCUUUAUUUUGAAAAGCGGAGGCGGAAGCAGUGCGUCAUGCAGUCGGCAGCUUGACGUCACUAGUAUAUUAGGUCAGACAGCAGCUCGUGCUGGUCAGACGCAGAGAUGGCGGGAAGAGACCGAGUCGUUCACCUGCUCAGACAGCUCGAGCACGCAGCGUGCAGAUGUCCCGCCCACUCCAACACCUUCCACCGAGAUGGCGAGUUCCAACAUCAGAUAUGGAGAAGGAGUCACCAGGGAGAUCGGCAUGGACCUGCAGAACCUCGGAGCUCGGAACGUCUGUCUGAUGACGGACAGGAACUUGUCCCGCCUCCCCCCGGUGAAGGCCGUCCUGGAGUCUCUGGCCCAGAACGGAGUCAAGUACAAAGUCUACGACAACGUCCGGGUGGAGCCCACCGACACCAGCUUUAAGGACGCCAUCUCGUUCGCUAAGAAGGAGUCCUUCGACGUGUUCGUGGCGGUGGGCGGCGGCUCCGUGAUCGACACGUGCAAAGCAGCCAAUCUGUACUCGUGUCACCCCGACGCCGACUUCCUGGACUUCGUCAACGCUCCGAUCGGUAAAGGGAAGCCGAUCACCGGAGCUCUGAAGCCGCUCAUUGCAGUUCCUACGACGGCGGGCACCGGCAGCGAGACCACCGGAGUCGCCAUUUUUGACUACGAGCCUUUGAAGGCCAAAACAGGUAUCGCCAGCAGAGCCAUCAGACCGACGCUGGGCAUCGUGGACCCAACGCACACACUGAGCAUGCCCAAGAGGGUCGCCGCCAACAGCGGCUUCGACGUCCUCUGUCAUGCUCUGGAGUCGUACACCGCUCUGCCCUACAACCAGAGGAGCCCCUGCCCCCCCAACCCCAUCAACCGCCCCGCCUACCAGGGCAGCAACCCCAUCAGCGACGUCUGGUCCCGCCACGCCCUCAACGUGGUCGCCAAGUUCAUGAAACGCUCGGUGCGGGACCCCGAGGACCUGGAGGCCCGGUCCAGCAUGCACCUGGCCAGCGUGUUCGCCGGCAUCGGCUUCGGGAACGCCGGAGUUCAUCUGUGUCACGGGAUGUCGUAUCCGAUCGCCGGUAACGUGAAGACUCACUCGGCGAAGGGUUACAGCGUGGAGCACCCUCUGGUGCCUCACGGUCUCUCAGUGGUCCUCACGUCUCCGGCCGUCUUCAGCUUCACAGCCCCGAUGUGUCCAGAGCGCCACCUGGAGGCCGCAGAGAUCCUCGGUGCAGACGUCCGGCAGGUGAAGCGGGAGGACGCGGGCGCCGUCCUGGCCGACACGCUGCGCCAGUUCCUGUUUGACCUGCAGGUGGAGGACGGACUGGGAGCUGUGGGCUACAGUAACGAGGACAUCCCAGCUCUGGUGACAGGAACCAUCCCUCAGGAGCGAGUGACCAAACUGUCCCCCAGAGGACACACCGAGGACGACCUGAGCCGGCUGUUUGAAGCCUCCAUGAAGCUCUACUGAGACUUCCUGUCCUUGUGAGGACCAGACACACUCCGUUCAGCUCUGACCUCAGGUCUGACCUCUGACCUCAGGUUUGACCUCAGCUCUGACCUCUAACCUCAGCUCUGACCUCUGACCUCAGCUCUGACCUCUGACCUCAGCUCUGACUUCAGGUCUGACCUCACCUCUGACUUCAGGUCUGACCUCUGACCUCAGACUUCAGGUCUGACCUCUGACCUCAGCUCUGACCUCUGACCUCAGCUCUGACCUCUGACCUCAGACUUCAGGUCUGACCUCAGCUCUGACCUCAGGUCUGACCUCUGACCUCACGUCUGACCUGUGCUCUGACCUCUGGUCUAACUUCAGGUCUGACCUCUGCCUUGACUUCAGGUCUGACCUCUGACCUCAGCUCUGACCUCUGACCUCAGGUCUGCUCUGUGUUGAGCUGCCGCUCCUCUAACAGCCACUAGAUGCUGCUGUAGCCGUUGACCUCAGAUCUGACCUCUGGUCUGACCGCUGACCUCAGAUCUGACCUCUGACCUCAGCUCUGACUUCAGGUCUGACCUCUGACCUCAGCUCUGACUUCAGGUCUGACCUCUGACCUCAGACUUCAGGUCUGACCUCUGACCUCAGCUCUGACUUCAGCUCUGACCUCUGACCUCAGCUCUGACCUUUGACCUCAGGUCUGACGUGUGCUCUGACCUCUGGUCUAACUUCAGGUCUGACCUCUGCCUUGACUUCAGGUCUGACCUCUGACCUCAGGUCUGCUCUGUGUUGAGCUGCAGCUCCUCUAACAGCCACUAGAUGCUGCUGUAGCCGCUGACCUCAGAUCUGACCUCUGACCUCUGGUCUGACCGCUGACCUCAGAUUUGACCUCAGAUUUGACCUCUGACCUCUGGUUUGACCGCUGACCUCAGAUCUGACCUCUGAUCAUUUUUAUCAACUAUUGAUUUUAUGUUUACUCACAAAUCUAAAAUAAAAUCCAUGUUUACACGUCAA
Sebastes umbrosus (honeycomb rockfish) is the source of this 2466-nucleotide messenger RNA. It is a transcript of the gene adhfe1, whose product is annotated as alcohol dehydrogenase iron containing 1. Lineage: Eukaryota; Metazoa; Chordata; Actinopteri; Perciformes; Sebastidae. The transcript is spliced from 13 exons. Bases 16 to 1488 code for a protein of 490 amino acids. Gene Ontology annotation, molecular function: alcohol dehydrogenase (NAD+) activity; metal ion binding. The record is from RefSeq and is a predicted model, not a curated record. Gene Ontology annotation, cellular component: mitochondrion.